AUGAUUCGACUUUAAUAAUUGCAUACUUAAAUUUCAGAAACUGCUGGAUCCAAAGGACAAUCUGUUGAGCAAGUAUAUUAGUUUAUGCCAAUAUCUCCUAUUAGAAAACAUAAUACAAAUUAGAUUGGUUUAAAAACAAUGGAUGGGGAUACAAAGAUACAAAAUUUAUUUUAGAACAAGAUGGAGCAGUCAGAUUAACAGGAAAUAAGUAUAGGUUUUCUAAUUAAAAAAUGAUGAAAUUUAAAGAAUGGGCAGAAGCUAAAGUAGGCAUAGAUUUAAGUUUGAAUUGUGAAGCAUAAGUUGAAAUUCCUACAGAUCCUCCAAUUAUUAAUGAAUAAUUUGUAAAUGCCAUUUAAGGAUUAUUUAAUGAGAUUUCAUUUAAUAAUGCUUAGAGAAUAUUGCAUUCUCAUGGACAUACCAUGCAAGAAGUCCUAAAUUAUAUUAAUAUUUUAGAUCUAUGAAUUAAGACAUGGUAAAUUGGCUAGAAUUGUAGAUUGUGUUAUCUAUAUUAAUUCACAUGCAUAAGCAGAAAUAUUAGUUAAAUUAGCUAGUGAACAUAAUGUAAUGUUGUGUGUUUAUGGUGGUGGUACUAAUGUAACUUGGGCUUUGUAAUGUCCAAAAGAAGAAAAGAGAAUGAUUGUAUCUGUAGAUAUGUCAAGAAUGAAUCAUGUUAGAUCUGUGGAUAGAAAGAAUAUGACUGCCAUAGUUGAGACAGGAAUAACAGGUAAGGAUUUGGAAAAAGAGUUAUCACGUUAUGGAGUUGUUUGUGGUCAUGAGCCUGAUUCUGUAGAAUUUUCUACACUUGGUGGUUGGAUAAGCACUAGAGCAUCAGGUAUGAAAAAGAAUAGAUAUGGGAAUAUUGAAGAUAUCGUACUUUCAGUUAAAGUAGUAACACCAACUGGAACGUUAUCAUAAAGUUUGGAUUAUCCUAGAGUUAGCAGUGGACCUGAUCUAAAUUAAAUUAUUUUAGGUUCAGAGGGAACUUUAGGUAUUAUUACUGAAGCAGUUAUAAAAAUUAAAGCUUAACCAGAGGUAAUUUUAAAAUUUUAAUUUAAGGUAUGUAAAUAUGAAUCUAUUUUAUUCCAUAAUUUUGCUUUAGGUACUGAAUUUAUGUAUCGAUUAUCCAGAAGUAAAGUAUGGCCUGCAUCAGUUAGAUUAGUUGAUAAUAAUCAAUUUUAAUUUGGUAUGGCUUUGAAAACUAUGCCUCAUAACAAGAGGGAAGAAUUUAUGGAUAAAAUAAAAAAAUACUUUAUUACUCAAUUUAUGUAAUUUGAUCCAGAUUAAAUGUGUUUGGUUACUGUUGUAUUUGAGGGGACAAAAUAAGAAAUUGAAUUUUAAGAGAAGAAAGUUUUUGAAUUAGCUAAAUUUUAUAAAGGAUUUAGAGCAGGAGCUGAAAAUGGGGAGAGAGGAUAUUUCUUAACUUAUAUGAUAGCAUACUUAAGAGAUUUUGCUAUGUAAUUUUAAUUUAUAGCAGAAUCUUUUGAAACUUCAGUUGGAUGGAAAAAUGUACCUAGUGUUUGUGAAAAUGUAUAAUGAUUUGAAUAUAAUUAGAUAUAAAGGAGAAUUGUAGAAGAAUGUUAAAAAAGAGGAGUUGAGAAGGAACCUUUUGUUUCUUUUAGAAUUUCUUAGGUUUAUGAUUCUGGUGCAACAAUUUAUGUUUAUUUUGGUUUUGGAUAUAAGGGAAUUACAGAUCCAGUUAAAUGUUAUUCUGAAAUUGAAGAUGCUGCAAGAGAGGAGAUAAUGAAAAAUGGAGGAUCUAUUUCUCAUCAUCAUGGUAUUUAUUGAAAUUUAUUAAAAUUAUUAGGUGUGGGUAAAUUGAGAAAAUAAUUUAUGUAAAAGUAAAUAGGAGAGACAGGAGUAGAGAUUUUAAAGAGAAUUAAGUAACAAAUUGAUCCAAAAAAUAUAUUUGGAAAUCAGAAUUUAAUAUGA
Molecule: messenger RNA, 1929 nt
Organism: Paramecium pentaurelia
Lineage: Eukaryota; Ciliophora; Oligohymenophorea; Peniculida; Parameciidae
Source: the annotation of a GenBank genome assembly